GCCAAAACUCUUCUUUCAGACGGCGUCGCCCACCACAAUCCGUUGCCAUCGCUCUCUCUCUCUCUCUCUCUCUCUAUAUAUAUAUAUACGUGUGUGUAUGUGUGUAGGGGGGUGGUGGAAGCGUACACGAAAAACACGUUCUCUUUUCAUCACUUCGUCCUCCUUUCCAUUUCGAUCACCAUUUCCUUUCCGGCUUUCCCAUAGUUCAACAACCCGCCACCAUAUAUACUCAAGCACACCAACGCAGAAUCCAUAAGCUACCAUGUCGGCGUGUUUCCGCCGGGUAGCCAUCGGCAUCACGGCGCCGCCAACGGCGAGUCAUCAACGGGACUACCUCCAGCGAGCAAUCUGGCUGCUCCCCGACCGACGGCGCUGGAUCGUCCUCCGAUCAGCGCCGGAGGAUCGAGGGCGGCGGUGGCUGAUCGAUGUGAAAGGGGGAGCCGGAGAGGAGCCGCUGCGAUCGGGCCGCGGCAGGGGGAAGGAGAAGACAGGGCGGCGCGCGUACGCGGUGGGGAGUUUGGUGGAGAAGGGGGAGGGCGGAGAUGAGAGGGAUCGGACGGUGGAGGUGUUGGUAGCAGCGGGGGUUACGGUGGUGCUGGGAGUAGGGAAUCGGGUGCUCUACAAACUGGCAUUGGUUCCCCUCAAGCACCAUCCCUUCUUCCUGGCUCAGCUCGCCACUUUUGGAUAUGUUAUUGUAUACUUCUCAAUCUUGUAUCUCCGGUAUCAUGCUGGCAUUGUUACUGAUAAAAUGCUUUCCUUGCCAAAAGCUCCAUAUAUUUUCGUUGGUCUGUUGGAGGCUCUGGGUGCUGCUUCUGGAAUGGCAGCUGGAGCAAUUCUUUCUGGGGCAGCAAUUCCCAUUUUAUCCCAGAGCUUUUUGGUUUGGCAACUUCUCCUGUCAUAUAUAUUUCUUGGAAGGAGGUAUAGAUUUAAUCAGAUACUUGGGUGCUUUCUGGUGGCUAUUGGUGUAAUUAUAACAGUAGCAAGUGGAUCUAGUGCUGGUUCGUUGAUGGAAGCUGGAAUUUUCUGGAGCCUACUGAUGAUAAUUUCCUUUUUGUUUCAAGCUGCUGAUACAGUAUUGAAGGAAAUAAUUUUCUUAAAUGCUACUCAACAGUUGAAGGGACGUUCACUGGAUCUAUUUGUUGUAAAUUCUUAUGGAUCUGCUUUCCAGGCACUUUUUAUAAGCCUCCUCCUACCUUUUCUAUCCAAGUUGUGGGGUAUCCCAUUUCAUCAACUGCCAAGCUAUCUUAAAGAUGGUGCAGCUUGCUUUUUGAACAGCGGCACUGUCUCUAGUGGAUGUGAUGGUGCACCACUGCUGCCUUUACUCUUUGUUAUAGUCAACAUGGGCUUCAACAUAUCUUUGCUGCAUCUGCUCAAAAUAUCUUCUGCUGUGGUAUCUUGUCUUGCAUCCACAAUUUCAGUGCCAAUAUCAGUGUUUCUCUUCACGCUCCCAUUACCAUACAUUGGCGUUGCAUCGUCCCUGCCACCGGGAUUUGUGGCUGGUGCUGUCGUCCUAAUGGCUGGCAUGCUGAUUUACACUUGGUCUCCAUCAUCAGCUCCCCGUAACCAUAGCGCCAUCACUGGUCCGACUGAACCAUGAUAUCAUGAUCAUGAUCAUAAUUGCCAUCAUGAUCAUGAUCAUAAUUGCUGUCGCCGAGCUGGACCCAGCGCCGGUUUGCUUUCAGCGGGGCAAGAAUGCGGUUUUUGUAGCAGUUAUCUUUGUUCAAACAAAUUCAAAUAAAUUUGUUGGUCCAAUAAAAUGGCUUGAUUUGCUUCCAUUGAAGAGCAGUACGAAAUCUCACUUCACCAUCCAAUUUUUAUGCCCGUACAGCUGCAGGACGAAUACGGUGAAGAAGAUGGAUUGGAACUUGAAAAAUGGAAGCUGGUUGGGUUGGUUACAUGUGGAAGCUGAAAGACAACAUUCACUACAAGCGAUUAGAAUUCAUGAUGCUUAAUCUGAUAAUUCUCCUACUAAUAUUUGUUGGUUACCUAAAGCAACUUGUUCCUUCUAUUCGAGUUUGGGUCUGGUUAGAGGAUGGGAGGAACAUUUUUUAAAAGUUUUAUGAAAAUUAUUCAAUCUACAGGCCGAGUUGUAUUCAGAACUAAUGUGAAAAGUUUUCAUACCAAGCUUCAAAACAACUCAAGGCCAAGGCCAGUACUCCACAACACCAAGUGUUCCUCGCCAAAAAUACAUCAUCAUAUUACAUGAAUGUUACCACAGAGUGGUGGGCCAACUCAUCUCGCAUGUAUUCAAGGGCUUAUGAUAUAUAGGUUAGAAAUAAAAUAGAUAAAGACGCUUGAUGUAUUAUUAUACUACUUUUGAUAAAAGAGGAUUUUGGGUGUUUUUUA
Molecule: messenger RNA, 2346 nt
Organism: Diospyros lotus (date-plum)
Lineage: Eukaryota; Viridiplantae; Streptophyta; Magnoliopsida; Ericales; Ebenaceae
Product: protein CLT3, chloroplastic-like
Exons: 10
Coding region: 263-1597 (444 amino acids)
Source: RefSeq, a predicted model, not a curated record